Molecule: messenger RNA, 144 nt
Organism: Paramecium tetraurelia
Lineage: Eukaryota; Ciliophora; Oligohymenophorea; Peniculida; Parameciidae
Exons: 1
Source: RefSeq, a predicted model, not a curated record
AUGGAAUAUGUACUUAAAAAAAGAAAAAGGAUGAAGAAUAAGGUAGUAGCAUCACAAUAAGAAUCAGAAUCGGAAGAGAUACCUAAUAUAGUUGAACAAUUAUCUAAAAAGAAGAAGAAGAAACGAAAGUUUAGAUUAAAAUGA